UCGGGCGCAUGCGUUCGAUUGACGGAAGUACAAAAAUGUCGUAGAGAUAUUGUUGUUAAUGUUUUCAAGUGAUUAAAAAACAAGAAUACUUAAAUGUAAAUAUCUGGAAUUGUACAUCAGAAGAAUUUUCCAAAUAAUUUAGGAUGUGUGAGUUGCAAGCCACGCUGGAGUUCUCCCUAGAAUUCAACAAGUUCUUCAACGUAGACUUGUUCCAGCGUGGGUAUUAUCAAGUACGUGCCACUUUGAAAACUUCACCUAAACUACCAGCUAAAAUUGAGGUGACUUUGCCCAAAGCUUCAGAUGAAAGCUACAUAUUGCCGUCCUGUGUGGUAAAUGGUACGGCCAUCACCAAGACAUUCCAGAUUCUGUAUCGAAAUGAAGAUGUGGCAAUUAACGACCUUAUUUUGUACCGGCUUCACACAUUGGUCGAUGCCAACAAGAUAGAAGAAACUCUAGAUAAAGCAGACAUACAAGUUGUUCUGGAUUUAUGGUUUUCUGAGGAGGAUGGGGGUCCACAAGGCCUGCAGGACAAGAUGGAGAACGUGAGCUCCCGGACCCUACAGCUCCACUUCAGCACCACCAAGGGCCUCCACCACUAUGUGCCCGUCCUGUUCGAUUACUUCCAUCUGUGUGCAGUGGAGGUCAUAGUUCAUGGUAGCCUGAUAGCCAUUCAUCAACCCUACAUCAGAUUUUGGGAUUUAAAGGCUUCCAACAGUGUCCCAAAGCCUCCAAAGUCAGCCUGGACAAACAAACAACAGAACCCAGACCAGCAGUCCACACUUGAGAUGGUGUACUUUGGAAGCAGAACCGUAUCAGGGGAUCCCAUUAACAGUUCCACCAUGAAGCUUCACAAUGCGAUGAAUGUCCAUCGUCGUCUGUGUAAGAUCUUACUGUCGGCCUACGAGAGCCUACAGUCCAUGUUUAACAACUUCCUAGCACAGAUGCCAGGGACUGAUUUUGCCCUGGACUGCAAAGACUGUCAUAAGAGACUGGAGACAGUUGUUAACAACUUACAGAAUUUUGACAAUGAAGAGGAUCUUCUCCAGACAGCGACAACUGACAUUACACAGCUCUGUGCUGAGAACGUGAUUCUGUGGACACAGUUUAUAGAGGUUGUCUCCCUGGACAAAAAUGCUCUCAUCACACUGGCACAGGAGCACCACACGGGAAGGGUGAAGAGAAUGGCCGAGGCCUUUUUUACUCACGAGUAUGCCAAACCAGAAUGCUUGUCCUGUUAUGAGCCCAGUUUUCAUGGCCAUGCUGAGUUUGCCAACAUUGUCAAGAGCUCAGGCUGUAUGCAGAGCCUACCUCCCAUGAGGGUAGAGUGUGUAGAACUGGACGGAGAUUUCACCACUCUGCCAAUCAUAUUUGAGGACAUUUAUUGUGACCAUAUACAAAUGUCUACAGAUCCCCCUCCGGCGCGCUCGGUCGUGGAACUUUUUCAGGUCCCUGCCACAUCGCACGACUCAGGCGACACCAGCUCGGUGGUCGACCUGGGGGAAGUGCGAUUGGUCGAGGAGACAACUCCUGCUACAGAGAGACAUAAGGGAAAAGAGAAAUCAGGGAAAACUGGAGAUCCUAAGCAGAAACAGAAGAAGAAACUCAUCAAGAGCAUCCGACCAGACGCCUUCAGAAGGCCGUCAUCGUACUCAAUGUCGGAGGUGGAUGCCGUCACAGAGAAAGACACUCAGAAAGACUGUGCUCUGAUUGGCUACAGGAAAAAGGAAACUGGGUCAGAUUCUCCUGGAUCUGUGGUGGAUCAUUCAGUGGAGUUGGGGACAUUGUGUGAUGAGGCCAAUAAACACGAUCAUCUGUCCUCAUCCUUCUCAAUGCCGUCACUGUUUGUCAGGAAUUCCUGGAGUAGAACUAGUAUAACAUCUCUACCAGACUUUGUAGAAUCUCCCUACAGCAGGCGAAGAAAUGUCAAGUCUGCAUUGAUCGCCAAAGAACUGCAACAGAUUCAGGAUGAAUUGAAGGCUCAUGGGAAGGAAUCUGUAUCAAAAAAUGAUCUCACUUCUUCAAGUUCUGGAGAAUUAAAGCCAGAAGGAAGGGAUUCUGGUAUAAAAAGUGAUCUGACACUAAGCUCAGGGCUGGGUACAGGUGUACCCAGUGAGGAGCAGAUCAUGGAGAAAUUAGGACUGAAUGAUGUUCAGUGCUCUGUGAAUGACAGUCUACCAGUGGAGGAACACGAAGACAAACAGUGGUAUAUAAAUAAAGGUGCGAAAAAUGACGAUCACAAUGACGACGAGAGACAUGUGGACAAUGGUUACGAUGCAGCGGUCGAUGCACAAAAGGAUGUGGUAGAGUCUGGAACCUCACAGAAGGUUGUGUUGAGGUCCGGUCAGAGAGUCGUGAAUGGCACAAACAGUCCGACCCAGAGUCUUUCUAAGGACAGCGGUAUCCUCACUCAGGGAUCUGAUCUGGAAUACCAGGACCCAGGGUAUGACGAAAAAUUAACUGUGAUAGAAUUUCUUAAGCAGGAAUAUGGAAGAAUUCCUAAUUUGUCUUCAAUGGGGGCACAUGGUAGCCCGUAUAAUAAUCCUGUGGGUAAGAUGAAGUCGGUAGAAGGUAAAUUGAAGGAGAAAUCAUUAUCUCAACAUCGGGCAGUCAGUGACACUAAUAUCAUAUCCAGCAUAGAUAAGGCAUCAUCAUCCUCAGUCUCAAAUCAGUCCCACGAUCUGGAGUCUGCCAAAAGCAGCCUCAAGACUCGAGUGUCAGCUUCAUACUCAUUCCCUGAGCUUUCCAAAUACUUGGAUAAUGAUAGACCCAAACUAGUUACUCAGAUUGGCCACAGUACUUUAAGCUUUGUAAAGCUCAGAGAACAGCUAAAAACAGAGAUGCAAUAUCAUGGACAGCUUUAUAGUGAGUGCCCCUCUCUGGCCUCCAUACAUCCCUACUUCCAUGUCAAUGAAGAGAGUGUAGAUGAUGGAGAUGGUGUUCAUUUAGUUGUCUGUGUUCAUGGAUUAGACGGAAAUAGUGCUGAUUUAAGAUUAGUUAGGACGUACAUAGAAAUGGCCUUACCAGGCCAUAGAAUAGAAUUCCUGAUGUCAGAGCGAAAUCAGGACACCUUUGCUGAUUUUGAUUUGAUGACAGAUAGACUAGCCAAUGAGAUUAAUAGUUUUAUAGAACUUUACGGGUUCACUCCUACCAGAGUCAGUUUUGUGGGGCAUUCUCUGGGGAAUUUGAUCAUUAGAUCUGUGAUAUCUCUGCCAAAGCUCUCUCACCUGAUCCCUAAACUCUAUACAUUCCUCUCCCUGUCUGGGCCUCAUCUAGGAACCCUCUACAACAACAGUGGUCUGGUCAACAUGGGAAUGUGGUUCAUGCAGAAGUGGAAGAAGUCCGGGUCACUGUUACAGCUGUCACUCAAAGAUCACCAGGACCCCCGCCAGACCUUCCUGUACAAACUCAGCCAGAAACCAGGUUUGGAGAUGUUCCGCCAUGUGCUGUUAGUGGGGUCUUCUCAGGAUCGCUAUGUUCCCUACCAUUCAUCCAGGAUCGAGAUGUGCAAGUCAGCUCAGCGAGAUAGCUCAGGCAUGGGUGCUAUAUAUAGUGAAAUGGUGGCCAACAUCUUGACUCCAGUGGUGAACAAUGCCAAUUGUAAGCUGAUUCGUUACGAUAUUUUCCACGCUCUACCAAACACUGCCAAUACAAUCAUCGGAAGAGCAGCCCAUAUAGCUGUGCUGGAUUCCGAACUGUUCAUAGAAAAAUUUCUCACGGUAGCGGCCUUAAGAUACUUUAAGUGACGAGCUGUGCUUAGUCAUUUCAUGUUACUAAAUGUUAGUGACCUUUAUUUAUUAUGGAGAGAGAAUAUAGUCCCAAAUCUUGUAUAUAUUAUGUCUGUGAUAUGACUGAUUUAUAAGUUAUAUGUGCAACAAAGAUUUUUAUGUUUUGUGGAUUUUUCAGCUGAGGUUUUGAUAUAAUUUACAUAAAAAUACGAAAUAAUUAUAGUAUUAUUGACGAUGGAAUGUUUUAUGGGGAUGAUGAUGCAGUGCUUAUUUAACAAAAUUGUGGGGUGUUUUUGUAUUUUUUUUUUGUUUCUGCAAUAUUGAGGGUGAAAUGACAAGAGCAAGCACAAAAAAAAUAUGGGAAAUGCCUAUAGCUUCAUCAUACAUAUGAUAUUCCAUUUUUGAACUAAGAAUUUAGAGCAAUGUAAUUUUUUUUUUAAUUGUAAAAUUCAGACAACUAAAUUUUUCCUGGAAAAAAAUUUUCUCCAGCAAAUAUUAUGCAUUUAAAAAAAAUGCAUUGUGCUUUCCUUUGAAUUUGACCCAAGCAGUGAAAAUUUGGAAUAUCAUUUUCUUUUAGACCACACAGCUCAUUAGUUCAUGUAGUGGAAUUCAAAUUCUAUUUUGAUACAGUCCUUUGAUAAAUUGGAUAUCAAAUAUUUCUUGAAAAGAUUUGUUUUGUCAUAACAGUAUUUCAGUCAAGUAUUGUGAGUUCUUGCUCCAUGUUUUUUUUUUUUUUUUAAAUGUAUAUUUUUUAUGCAUAUUUUGAAAAUAUGCUCUCCAAUCAAUGGAGCAAAGACCCACUCAUUAAAAAAAAAAUUAUGAAGAAUUAUGUUACUUACUUUGAUAUGUGCAUGCUAUUUCAUUUUGCAAUUUUUUCGAGUAGCAAAUCAUAGAGAGGGUACAGUAAAACUCGGUUAUGACGAACACCUGUGAAAUUACUUCGCUAUAUCCGUAAUUCGUUAUAUACGUUAUAGGGAAUAUCUAGAAUUUCAUUGUGGGGGAUCUAAGAAAAUUUCGCUAUAUCCGUAAAUUCACAAUAACCGUGUUCGUACUAAACGAGUUUUACUGUGUAUACAAUAAUUUUAAUUGAAACUUGAAAGAAAAUUUUGUUAUUGGGACUUUUUUCACCUUUUUUAUUAGUCAAACCCUGGGCAUUUUUCUCAGUUAGUUCUCCCACAUUCUUAUUAACUAAUAGAUUUUAAACAUUGAGGCAAAAAUAAUUUUCAAAAUAAUAGAAAAAAAACGUUUUUUAACUGCAAAAUGUCAUCGAGUAUGCAUGAGAUUGUUAGUUAAGUUUAUAAAAUCGUUUAAUGUAAAAUAGUAUACAUGUAUUCGUGAUACACAUUGUACAAGUGCUUUAGUUUUUUGGUUAAAUAGUAUUUGGAGUUGAGAAAAAAUGUUGUACAGUGUAUUUUGUGCAUGAUAUGAAAAGUCCUAUUUUUAUUCAUCCAAUGGAUGAAUCAGCUGAACAUAAACUGUUGUUUAACUUAAAAUAUAUAUUUAUUAAUUAUUGUUACUUGCAUAAUUUUGUAUAAAUGAUUGUUACUAAUUUCAGAUGUAUUUUCGUCCUGAUUUAGAUUCACCUGUUAUAGAAGAGGCACUAUUUUUUGCAAUAGUAUUGAUAUAAACAGAAUAUUGGAGUUUCUUUUUCACUCAGAUAUACGUUUGUGCAAUGUGCCUUGUGUGGGGGGUGAUUUUGGUUUUACCCAUACUGCAGUUAAUUACAUGUCACAAAAAUUCAAUUUAAUAGUAUUCACUCUAAAUUAUAUUUUUAUUAGCAUUUCCAUCUGUGUUAUUACAAAGUGUAUCUUGCUUUUCAGACUAUCAUGGCAUCAUUUAUAAGUAUGGUACAUUUUUUUUGUAAAGUACAAUAAAA
Molecule: messenger RNA, 5601 nt
Organism: Saccostrea cuccullata (small rock oyster)
Lineage: Eukaryota; Metazoa; Mollusca; Bivalvia; Ostreida; Ostreidae
Product: protein FAM135A-like
Exons: 24
Coding region: 144-3743 (1199 amino acids)
Source: RefSeq, a predicted model, not a curated record